Molecule: messenger RNA, 1122 nt
Organism: Vicia faba (fava bean)
Lineage: Eukaryota; Viridiplantae; Streptophyta; Magnoliopsida; Fabales; Fabaceae
Source: the annotation of a GenBank genome assembly
AUGAAAGGAACGGUGGCCGAAGUUGCAAUCUUCGCCGAUACAAAUCUCGGCACUCGCAUUGCUUUCAAUUCCCCUUUUCACGUUACAGCCGGAACACUCAAAAGAGAUUUUGAGAAAGUGCACUUCACUUGUUUACCGGACAUAGGAGAGAUUCAAGUUCAUGGAUUAAUGGUGAGGCGUAAAUCGUGCUUCUACUACUUGCCUGAUUCCUUUCCUGUAAAGAAUGUUUUCCCAACGAUGAGAGAAACAUGGUUUCUUCAUGUGGAAGUAAGGCCUGUAUCAUGUUUGCGAGUUCCAUGUUUACCCUGUGAUGCGGCUACUGCUUUAAAACAACGGAACUUAAUGACAUAUAACUGUAAAACUAAAACAAGAUGCAACAUUGAAGAAAAGAGAGAGGAAGAACUUAACCCCUGCGCAUAUCCAUCAAAAGAGAAUGAAGUUAUUGAUCACGUUUUGAAGGAAAAGGGAAAUUCUCAUGAAAAUUCCGAGCAUGGAAUGCAAGAAAGAGACUCCUGCAGAUUUGGAGACAAACCUACUAGCACAGCCAGUGCGAUGCCAGAGACUAAUGUUGAAUUUCAGGUUGAAUUGUGUGCUAGCUCAGUGCAAGAAACCCCGAGUAAGAUGUCGACACAAGUAAUAUCAGUCUCUGGUAUAAUUAAUAAAUAUUUUUCAGGUUUCAACGGCAUUAACAAAUUUAGCAGCUCUUCAAACUCUGAUGUUACAUCUCGAGUUGUUCAUAGUGAGAUUGAAGUUCAAUCAAACACAGGAGGAGCACACAGUUGCUCAAAGAAACAAGUUGAUUCAUUAUCACAGUUCAGUCCCAAAACACCUCCACACGUUCCAUUGCACGUUGAGUUUGUUUCCAAAAAUUCAGGUAGCAAAACUAGGAAACCCAAAGUUGAGAAAUGUAGCAGAAAAAGAAGAUCCAAAGUUGAGAAAUGUAGCAAAAACAGAAGAUCUAAAGUGGGGAAGUUUCUUCUAUCAGCUUCAAAGAGUCUUGGGGCUUCUAACAAUAAGCAGAGUCCCGCACUCUCUUUAUGUAAAUUCAAAAAUAUAAAGCUACUAGAGGAAAUAUCCCAAAUUAAUCAUUCAAUAUUUUCCAUAUGUGAUAGUGAUGAUUGA